UUUUUUUCUCUUGGUAUUUUUCUUUUCAAUAUAUAUAUUUUUUUCGUUUUUGCAUUUCGUUUAUUUCGUUUAUUUCGUCUAGCUUUUCAUAUUUGUAUUGAAACAUAUUCCUUUUUUAUUAUUUCUUCAUAAACCAUGGUUCCGGUCGCAAACGUUGGUGCCACAUCCGCCACAUACAACGAUGUUACCCGAGGCAACAUCGAGGAGCUCUCUGGGCCUAUUCGCCAGCAAAUUUCCUCCGCCCGCUUCAUCGCCAUCGACACCGAGUUCACCGGUCUCUCUAUAAGCAAUGCCUCAUCGGUAUUCCGCUUCAACACUUCUGAGUGGGUCACGCGGGCGACAGACAUGAACGAGAAAUACCGUGCCAUGGCCAACGUCGCCAAAACCCACGCUCUGGUAUCCAUGGGCAUAUCCACGUAUUCCUACGAGAAGGCACCGAGCAGCUACAACGUGCAUAAUUUUAACUUUACCUUGCAGCAGCAGAAUUCGCACCUCAUCAAUGCCAAUUCCAUUGGCUUUUUGGCCGAAACCGGAUUUGACUUGAAUAAGCAGGCCAGGGAGGGUAUCAGGUACUUUGCUGCGCCCAAUCCCAAGCCUGUGGAGGUCAAGACACUGGCUAUUAACAAGGAAGGUGGGUUGAUUCGCGAGAUAUUCUUGGAUAUCAUUAGGGCCCGGAAACCCUUAGUCAUUCAUAACGGUCUGUUUGAUCUCAUGUACGUUUACCAGGCGUUUUUUGGCCCGCUGCCCGAGAGCUACGAAUCCUUUGUCUACGACCUGUGCGAGAUGUUCCCCGGCGGCAUCUAUGACACAAAGCAUAUUGUGGAGAUGGAAAGCCCCGGUGCAGCCUCCUUUCUGGCCUAUGCCUUUCACAAGAGCGAGCGCGUUCAAGAUAUGCAGAAGGUGCGCGGCGAGGAUGCCGUUUGCGCACAUCUCAAGGACAGGUUCCCACUUUGCGAGCCCGAGCAUGCUGCGGAUAUUGGUGUACUGCCUAUUGUUGAGGGAAGAAAGCCUUAUUGCGAGCAGUUUGCUGCUCACGGCCACUGUCGUUAUAAGGAGCACUGCCUUAAUUCGCACGAUAUUAACUUUAUCCUUGACUGCCAAAGCAAGUCCAAGGCAGAGCCCAAGCAAAGCUCCGACAAUUCUGCAGAUUCAGUUACAGUUACGGAGAAAUCCAGCGGUGUCAAGCGCAAAGCGACCAGCGACCCUGGCGAGCCCGACAAGCAUCCGAGCAAGGUCACCAAGGUGGAAGCAGCAGCGACAACACUUGUUGACUCCUCUGUGUCAGUCAAGUCGCCGAGUACAAAGGCCAGCAGCGACUUGCAGUCAACCAUGUACCAUACAGCGGCAUACGACGCAUUCAUGACCGGGUAUAUAUUUGCCUCCUACCGCAAUUUGCUGCAGAAGAAGGUGUCAAAAUACAGGAACAAGGUUUAUCUGAUGGGUCGUCCGGGCCAGCCGCUGCUCAUUAAGGCUGGAAUCUAUGCAACUAGCUCCAUCACGUAUCGUCAAACGGUGUCGUUGUUUGAGAAGCCAGCCGCCGCUCCUGCUCUGGCUCCUGGCUCUGACACUACUGAUGGUACCCAUACCGAGGCUGCCACUGAAGAGGCUGAGUCUGACUGCGGCGCCGACAAGAAAAACAACGAGGGCGAUGGUCUAUACAAAACCCAGACUCGGCCUGCCGAAAUUUGAUCAUUAAAUUUUGAUUUUCUUUUUUUCCACGCAAAUGUUAAAUUUUUUGAUUAAAUUAGUGAAAUUUUUUUUACCAGUCAACGCUUUUUUUUUUUGAUCUUUU
Messenger RNA from Kickxella alabastrina, 1792 nucleotides. Its product is annotated as CAF1 family ribonuclease-domain-containing protein. The transcript has a single exon. Gene Ontology annotation, biological process: snRNA 3'-end processing. Lineage: Eukaryota; Fungi; Kickxellomycota; Kickxellomycetes; Kickxellales; Kickxellaceae. Gene Ontology annotation, molecular function: snRNA binding; metal ion binding; 3'-5'-RNA exonuclease activity. The coding region runs from base 136 to 1689 and encodes 517 amino acids. Gene Ontology annotation, cellular component: Cajal body; cytoplasm. The record is from RefSeq and is a predicted model, not a curated record.